UAUCUCCAUUCCCGCAAACCCUAGCUACCCGCCACCGCUUCGACCUCCCCGCCGCGCGAUCAGAGCAAUUUCUCUCUCUCUCUCUCUCUCUCUCUCUCUCUCUCUCCUCUGCGGUAAGAACUUUUCCGAGCGUUCUCUUUACAAAUUCCAUUCAGUACCUCUAUUUUUAACCUGAAUUUUCAAUUCAUCUGAACAAUCAAUUCUAAUUUCAAAGCGAAACAACAUAUCAGAAAAUUCCAAGUAUCAAAGAAGAUAAAAAGAGAUUAAAAUCUAGAAAUGUCGAGAUCGUUGGUUCAACCUGUAGGUCAAAAGAGAUUAACAAAUGUCGCAGUUGUUCGUCUCAAAAAGCAUGGAAUGCGCUUCGAAAUCGCUUGUUACCCUAACACCGUCCUUUCGUGGCGUUCCGGCGUAGAAAAGGAUAUUGAUGAAGUGUUGCAGUCCCACACCGUUUAUUCCAACGUUUCCAAAGGUGUUCUUGCUAAGUCUAAGGAUUUAAAUGCUGCUUUUGGUACAGAUGAUCAUUCCAGUAUAUGCUUAGAGAUUUUAAAGAAAGGGGAACUUCAGGUUGCUGGCAAAGAGAGGGAGUCAAUGCUGUCUAGUCAGUUUAGGGACAUUGCCACCAUUGUAAUGCACAAGACUUUUAAUCCCGAAACUAAGCGCCCUUACACUAUCAGCAUGAUUGAGCGUCUCAUGAAGGAUAUCCAUUUUGCAGUUGAUCCAAACAGCACAUCAAAGAAGCAGGCUCUGGAGUUGAUUCAGGAGCUUCAGAAGCACUUCCCUAUAAAACGGUGUCCAUUGAGGGUACGUGCUGCUGCCUCUGAGGAGCAAGUACCUGCCCUUUUAGAAAAGCUGAGUGAGUGGAAGGCAGCUGUUAUUUCUAAAGAAGGAACUGGUGCUCAGUUAUCUGUUGUUUUUGAAUUGGAACCUGGUCUAUAUAAGGAUUGUCAUGACUUUGUUAUGAAUAAGAUGCAUGGAAGAUUUGAAGUUCUUGCCCACUCUCUUUAUGUGGAUGGGGAUACCCAAGUGGAUCAAUAUAAUGAUCACGAAGAUUUGCCUGCACCAUUGCCCAAAUCAACUCCUGAAUCAGUGCUAGAGCUGAAUGAUAAACUUCAAAAGCAAACAAUUUCGUCUGUAACUAGGCCUACUGAGGCACAUCAACCAAAGCAAAACAAAUGCAACACGUGUGAUGUUUCUUUUGAAGAUGCUAAGUUGUACAGGGAACACCACAAGAGUGAGUGGCACAAGCACAAUAUGAAGCGUAAAACAAGGCAACUCCCUCCACUCACUGAAGAAGAGUGCAUGGCAGAUUUGGAAUUGGUUGAAUCAAAAUCUGAUUUGAAGGACUAUUCAUUUUGAGUUGGCAAUCAGUGUGUUAAAGAUUUUUCUGGUAAUCACUUUAUGCCAUGUUUUGCGUGUACACUUGUGCCUUGUUUGUUGCAUAGUCUUGGUUCUUGUAAAAUGAUCACAUGGAAAUCCUUAAAAUUUGAACUUAGUCUGGUUAUUGUAAAAUUUUGACAUGGAAAUCCUUAAAAUUGAAAUUACCUCAAAUAUACUCCAUUACAAGUGACAAAUAUUAGUGAUGUAAUGCACAAUUGUAUAUGAAACCAAAGAGGGUUGUUCUGCUUAAUCAAGUUGAUUGUGGUUUAUGAGAAUCAA
Molecule: messenger RNA, 1656 nt
Organism: Cicer arietinum (chickpea)
Lineage: Eukaryota; Viridiplantae; Streptophyta; Magnoliopsida; Fabales; Fabaceae
Source: RefSeq, a predicted model, not a curated record